AUGUCGGUUCUGUUUACUUCCAUCUCCCCGGACAAUCCGGUCAAGAGGGAAGAUGCCAGCGCUCUUCUCAGUCCCCUAGGACUUUCCGUUGAGCAAGAAGACGAAGAAGACUACCAUACUCUCCUGGCGGCGGUCCACGAUUGCGCCGAAACCGUUGCGAGUCUUCCGGACUACCAGCCAGUCCCCGACUUGGAUCGAUACCCUCGGCAAAGCAUACGCCGUCCAUCGCCAGAAGAACAGGUCCUGGGACAGUCAUGGGCUCAUAAAUUCCUGAUCAGAGGCAACCCCGAAGGUGAAUUUCUGGCAGGAAAGACGGUCAGCGUGAAGGACUGCAUAGCCGUGGCGGGGGUGCCACAGCUCCUUGGAAGUGACAUAAUUCCCUCCUGGACCCCAGUCACAGACGCGACUGUUGUUACUCGCGUUCUCGAUGCCGGUGCAGAUAUCCAUGGCACGUCUACCUGUGAGAACUACUGUCAUUCAACAUCGUCCUUCACGAGUGCGCAGGGUAUAGUAGAGAAUCCUUUUGCGGCGGGCUACUCGGCCGGUGGGAGCACCUCAGGAGGUGCAGCCUUGGUUACGGCUGGUAUCGUGGAUAUUACGAUCGGUGGGGACCAAGGUGGCAGUAUUCGGGUCCCCUCAGCGUUAUGCGGCUGUGUUGGGUUGAAGCCUACCUAUGGACUGGUUCCCUUUAGUGGCAUUGCCAGCGGGGACGCCAUUGAUGACCACGCGGGGCCCCUUGCUCGAAACGUUCUCGACGUGGCGUCAUGCCUAGAUGCGAUUGCCGGCUACGAUGGGAUAGACGAUAGGUGCCUGGGAAGCCCCCGACACGGUUCUACCUCCUUUGCGACCUCGGUUCAAGCAGGAACUCAGAGACGACUCGACGGCUUCAAAGUCGGCAUCCUCAAAGAAGGCUUUGACCAUGCUGCUGUAGACCCAGAAGUCAGAAGCACAGUCAUGGCAGCGGUUGAAAAGUUCGCAGAUCUUGGUGCAACAGUCGAGGAAAUCUCAAUUCCAGACCACUACCACGGUCCUGCGAUCUGGACCAUUCAGCAGCGCGUAUCAGGAUCCAUGACACUGCUGGGACAGGCCCAUGGUAGGCGAGGGCUUCAUAUGACCGAGAUGGAGCGCGGGCGUCUUCCGUGGACGAAGGAGGGGUUCCGGAGAGCCUUCCCGUCCACCAAAAACGUUAUUAUUAACGGCCUCUAUCUGACUUCGCGAUUCCCUGACCUAUACGGGAAGACAGUCAACAUCGGUCGGAAGCUGCGGGACCAAUACGAGGAGGUUUUCCAGACGUAUGAUGUCGUUGUUAUGCCUACCACGCCGGUUGUUGCUCCCAGACAUGGUGCCCGGGGACUUCCGGUCGAAUCGCUGAAGCCCAGCAUGGGGCUGACCAUCAACACGGCUGUUUUCAAUGUGACUGGACACCCCGCCAUGUCAAUCCCAGUGGGAUUCGCACCGGCUAAAGAUGACUCCACGGUCAAGCUACCCGUGGGUAUGCAAAUAGUUGGAGGGCUGUGGCAGGAAUCUAAGGUGCUUAGAGCUGGAUUUGCAUGGGAAAAGAACUGCAAUUGGAAGAAUGGCCUUGAUCAUUCUUAAAUAAG
Molecule: messenger RNA, 1601 nt
Organism: Aspergillus heteromorphus CBS 117.55
Lineage: Eukaryota; Fungi; Ascomycota; Eurotiomycetes; Eurotiales; Aspergillaceae
Product: putative amidase
Exons: 3
Coding region: 1-1596 (531 amino acids)
Molecular function (GO): catalytic activity
Source: RefSeq, a predicted model, not a curated record